CUGAAGAAGCACUUAUCAGCCGAUUUGGACCUUGCACCGUCCCUCUCAGAGAGCCUCACCCCUGAUGUCUCCGCCCGGGCGGCCAUUCGGUCCACCGCCUCUCUCCUGAGCACAGACUCCCUCAGGAGGCCACGUGCUGCCGGUCUGCUGCCUCCUCCAGAUGGCGGGAGCUUAUCGCCGAUAACCGGACUGGAGAAAGUGGGAAAAAAACUAAAAAAGACGUCUUUGUGA
Molecule: messenger RNA, 231 nt
Organism: Menidia menidia (Atlantic silverside)
Lineage: Eukaryota; Metazoa; Chordata; Actinopteri; Atheriniformes; Atherinopsidae
Source: the annotation of a GenBank genome assembly